AAAACCACAAAAGACUUCGAGCCAUGGCAGCCUUUUUGACUGACAAUCGCGGUGAGAGCACGGCGAAAUUAUGCAUGAUGCUGAUUGGCAUUGGCUAUCUUUUCCCCAUUGCCGCAAUUUGGGCAGCCUUUGACUAUUGGAAGGUCCUUUUUCCCGACGCCAACGUGGAGUUUGCGGUGACUGCCCUGUAUCAGGUUGGCUCCAUCAUCACAGUGGCGGCACUGUCAUUUACAGAGUCAUUUGUGCUUGAACGUCGCAUCAUGGGUGGCUUCAUCGGGCAAUUUCUUUGUCUCGCGGGCAUCUUAUCUUUCAGGUGGCUACCUGUGGCGACUGCAACGCUGUAUCAACUACUCCUUGGAGUCGUUGCUCUGUGCUCUGUGGCAACAGGUUACUUGGACUCAGCCCUCCUGUCGCUUUGCUCCCAGUACAGCUCCAACAUGCAGCAGUACUUGCAGAUUGGGAUUGGCUUCGGUACCCUCGUGUCGGUGGUCUAUCGCGACAUCACCAAACUCCUGAUGUCACAUGAUAUUGCCGAUGCCACAUGUGCAUACUUUAUCAUUGCACUGAUCACGGUCCUCGUUUGCAUUUCUGCUUACAGGCUGCUGAUGUCGCUGCCAAUUUCUCGGCAUGUGAUAGACAGAACCGACCUCGACGAGAAACUCUUGGACAAAAGUUCUCGCUUUGAGUCGCCUUUGCCAUAUGCUUGUGGUUUCAGCCCUGGUGGGUGCAAAGACUCCGAGGAGUCUGCGCUUGGGCUGCAUGACUUGAAUUGCGAGGCUGGCACUAGUUUCACUGCAGUGUUUCGUGUGGUUUGGUUCAACCAAUUAGUUAUUUUUGCGAAUUUCACCCUGACUACAUUUUGCUACCCUGGCUUGAUCACUGCCAUUCCCUGCAGGCAGAUGCAGUGGCUGAAAAGUGGCCAUUGGUUUCAGACAAUUCUCUUAACGGUGUUCACUCUCUUUGACAUCUCAGCGCGAUUUGUGACGCAGCAUCGGGUGGGCCUUCACUAUGGAAACAUUCAGUGGACUGCCGUCGUGCGAUCACUUCUCUUGCCAUUGAUGAUCUAUUGUGCAAUCUCAGAGUCAGGGAGUGACCUUCUCUCGAUGGCUGUUGUGGCAAGCUUUGGCUUCUUGAAUGGCUACUGCGCAUCUCUGUGCCUGAUUGUGAUCAAUGAGAUCCCCACCCUGAGUAGCGAGCAACGGAAGACGUGUGGACGAAUUUCUGCCUGCUCCGUCAACACUGGCCUCUGCGUUGGCUCUCUUGGAGCCUCUGCUUUGGCGAGUGUGCUCUUGAGCCCCAACUGAUUGGAAAAUUGUCAUUGCUGAGCUCCAGAAAGGAAGUAUUUCACGAUGACACUAGAGUGUGAACACUCAUUGCAUUUAAAAUGAGUCUGAACGUGCUGAAGAGAGUCUUUCGAGCCCUCGAGUGAAGAUCGACGGUUUUCGACCCAUUUUAAUGACUGCUCGCAGCCAGGCGAUCUGAAAA
This is a messenger RNA of Cladocopium goreaui, 1485 nucleotides long. Lineage: Eukaryota; Dinophyceae; Suessiales; Symbiodiniaceae. The record is from the annotation of a GenBank genome assembly.